Molecule: messenger RNA, 3075 nt
Organism: Magnolia sinica
Lineage: Eukaryota; Viridiplantae; Streptophyta; Magnoliopsida; Magnoliales; Magnoliaceae
Product: U-box domain-containing protein 6-like
Exons: 7
Coding region: 424-2790 (788 amino acids)
Biological process (GO): protein ubiquitination
Cellular component (GO): cytoplasm; nucleus
Molecular function (GO): protein binding; ubiquitin-protein transferase activity
Source: RefSeq, a predicted model, not a curated record
UCUCUUCUUUUCCCCUUUUUAUUUUUCUUCAAUAUCAUGUCCAAAACCCAAAACCAAACGCUCUCAGAUUCUCUUUCCUCGUUCAUUAGGUAUAUAUAUUUAUAUAUUAUCCAACAACCCUCUGGAAUUCUAACUCAUGUUAUCGUAUUGGGAAGAUCGUAUAAGCAGUAGCGGAGAAUAAUUUUUUGGUUUUGGAAUUUUGAUGCAAUUCUCGCUGCUUCAGUUUCCGUUGUUGCGGUUUUUUUUAUUCCCAUUCCUGUUAAAGCAGACGCUUCCUCCUCUCCUUGAAGUUCUCGGCUCACUGUCCUUCUCCUCCCCUUGAUUUCACAAGACACUGCAAUAGGCAGCUGUGGAAAGUUUUUCUGCAAGCUUGUGGAGGAGAAUCUCGAUAGCAUCAAAAGAUCAAGGCUGCUUUCUUACUGAAUGGGGAAUGAUGUUGCUGAAGUUGAGCAAGUAUUGCCAUAUUCUGCUCAGGUAAAGGUACAUAGUUUAAUGUACAGGGAGCUCACAAAGUUUCUUGAUAGGAUCAUACAUAUAUUUCCAGACAUAGAAUCAGCUCGACCGGGAUGCAUGUCUGGAAUACAGGCAUUGUGUGCUUUAAACCUUGCGAUUGAGAAAGCCAAGUUACUUCUUCAGCAUUGUGCUGAAUCAAGCAAGCUUUACCUGUUUUCUCAGGCAAUCACAGGGGAGGCUAUUCAGUUAAGAUUUGACAGAGCAAGAAAGGCACUAGUACAAAGUUUAACAAAAGUUCAGAAUAUGGUUCCACAACCAUUAGCUAUGAAGAUUUCUGCCAUUGUCAAUGAUCUUCAAGAUGCAAAGUUUGUAAUAGAUUCUUCUGAAGAGGAGGCAGGCGGAGUGGUGCUAGCAUUGCUCAGGCAUGAUAGAUCUGCUACAGAUUCAAUGCAAAUGCCAGAAUUUGAAGCAUUCCAAAUAGCAGCUAUUCGGUUGCAUAUUACAUCUCCCAAGGCUCUUGUGAUAGAGAAAAGAUCUAUUAAAAAACUACUUGAUAAGGUCCGUGAUACUGACCAGAGAAAGGAGAAUAUCCUCAAGUACCUCCUAUACCUUCUAAGUAAGUAUGGAAAUUUAGUGGGAUGUGAACAAGCAGAAAGUGCUGAUGCUCAGUGGAAAGAUCCACUUUCAAUCAUGAAUUCUGCAUGCAAUAGUGGUCAGUGUGAAAAAACAGAUGAGUCUGUGGAGCUGAGACAGCAUAGGGAUUUUGAUUUCUGCGAAGCUCAAAGCGACGUAUCUAGACCAGACAUGCCCCCUGAGGAAUUCAAGUGCCCCAUUUCAUCAAAACUGAUGUUUGACCCUGUGGUCAUAGCUUCUGGGCAAACUUUUGAAAGGAUAUGGAUAGAGAAGUGGUUCAGUGAGGGUCACGAUACAUGUCCAAAGACACAGAAAAAGUUAUCACAUUUUUCUCUGACUCCAAACUCUUGCCUGAAGGAUCUUAUUUCAAAAUGGUGCAGAGAGCACAAUGUCACCAUUCAGAAUCCAUGCUUACAGUCUAUUCCUGAAGCACUUUCAUCUUGGAACACUUCAUACUCCAGUUCCUUCUCUAGUUUUGGAAGUUCAUUUAACGUCAAGCCCACCUUGUUAGACAACCGAACUUCAGAUUACAUAAAUCAAAGUGACACCAGCAAUAUAUCAAUCAGCUCCUUUGAUACGAGUAACUGUUUGGAUUCAUCCCACACUAACAGCAUAGAAAGCUUGAAGGAUAACCACACUCAAAUCUCCUCUUGGAAUGAUGGCUCUGACAGAAGUCAAUCCUUUGCUGAUUUUAGCCAGGAAAUGUAUUCGGAUUUCCUUUCGAAACUUGGUGCGCUUCCAUUGGAAUUUCAAUUGAAAGCAGUGGAUGAUGUCAAGAUCUUUUUGAAACGCAAUGAUGAAGCCUGCCAUUCAAUGCACUCUAAUGGUUUCGUGGAAGCACUGAUGAGAUUUUUGAUGGAUGCAAGAGACCUAUCCAAUGUAGAAGCACAGAGAACAGGAGCUCAGGUCCUUCUGGCUUUUGUAAGCAACAUCAGAAAUGGCACACCACCCUUACAUGAAGAUGCAUUUCAGCUUUUAGCAUCUUUUCUUGAUUCAGAGAUAUCUAAAGAAGCUUUGGCAAUCAUGCAAGUGUUAACCAACCACCAGAGUUUUAAAUCCAAAAUCAUGGCAUCUGGUGCUCUUCCUUCGCUCAUAAAGAUUCUCGGCUCACAAGUCAAUGAAUUGCAGGUGCAAGCUGUUAAAGUCCUCUGUGAUUUGUCAUCUCACAGUGACUUCAGAUCGCACAUUCUGUCCUCAGGAUGCAUUGCAAAGCUGGUUCAGCUUUUGGGUGAUGGAGUAGUCACUGGAAACUGCAUAAAGAUUCUGCAAAAUGUAUGCGACACUGAAGAAGCUAGAGUUGCGAUCUUUGAAACCAAUGGAUGCAUCGAGUCUAUUUCAGAACUGCUUGACACGGGCACUCGUGAUGAACAAGAACAUGCAGUUGCUGUUCUCCUUUCCAUAUGUUCUCAUAGUUCAGACUGUUGCCAUUCGGUCAUGAAUGAGGGUGUUAUCCCGGCUCUUGUCAAUAUAUCUAUCAAUGGGAAUAUGAGGGGGAAAGAGAGCGCCAUGAAGUUACUCCAGCUAUUGAGAGAUCUCAGACAUAAUGAUCCUCUUGACAGUUCCCUCCAGGUUGGAUCUGAUGCCGAAUUAUCAAGGGAUUCUGGCAGCAGCUGCAAAGAAAAGCAACCAGCAUUAAAAUCUUCCAAUUUUUUCAAAAGAAAAAUGAGCAUCUUCACUAGACGUAAAUCUUUGGCCCUCUUUUAAGCAGGUGGUGAAUUAGAUAAAUGACCUGAGCAUGUAGAAAAGUGUGUAGAAAGCUCAAGGUGAAGUUCCCUGUACAAAUCCUUCUUUCCCUUUCCAGCUUAUAUUCUUAUAGCAGAGAAAAUGCUGGUGUACUGUUAAGAUGUAGUUUGGGUGAAUGACUGCUUUCUGUUGUCGUGCUAACUCUCACAUGCAUUUGCAGUUAGUUUGGUUCCUUGCAUAUGUUGGUCAGCUGUUUUUGCUGGCUCUGUACCUAAUAAGAAUGUCAUCUCAUGCUGCUUGUUUUCA